Aphidius gifuensis is the source of this 3257-nucleotide messenger RNA. It is a transcript of the gene Mob2, whose product is annotated as MOB kinase activator-like 2. Gene Ontology annotation, molecular function: protein kinase activator activity. The coding region runs from base 1971 to 2747 and encodes 258 amino acids. The record is from RefSeq and is a predicted model, not a curated record. Gene Ontology annotation, cellular component: nucleus; cytoplasm. Lineage: Eukaryota; Metazoa; Arthropoda; Insecta; Hymenoptera; Braconidae. Gene Ontology annotation, biological process: positive regulation of protein phosphorylation; signal transduction. The transcript is spliced from 6 exons.
AUCAGCUGAGUGAAAUUCAUCAACAAAUUAUAAUUUUUUAAAGCCAAAAUAAACAAUAUUAAUAAUUCUAGUAAAACCAAAAAAAAAUAAUUAAUAAUAAUUGAUAAUUAAAACUACACUUUUGCAAUUAACAAAACAUUAGAAAAAAAAAAACAAAACAAUAAUAAAAAAAGUGAUUAAAAUUUGGAUCGAAGAUAGUGUUAUUGCGCGUCAACAAAAAUAAAUAAAUAAAAUAAAUAAAUUCAUCAAUGAAUAAAUUAAUUUUUAUUGUUUUUAAUAUAAUAUUAUGAUUGUUAUUAAUUGUUGUUAAUCAUUCAUCAAUCAAAAUCGAAUUUCAUCAAUAUAAAUUUCUAUAAUUUUAGAAAUAAAUAGAUCAACUUUUUGAUUGUGUUCGGUUGUAAUCGUAAAACGACCGAGUGUUCACGAGGUGAACAGGUGACAAUAGCCAAUAGGCCACCUCGCCAUGUUAGAUUAUUAUUUCGUGAGAUCGGUCAUCACCGUGAUUCGUGGUGAACGAUUGAAAUAAUAAAAUAUAAAUAUUAACAAUAUAUCACUAAAUAAUACACGAUAUUUAUUAAUUUAUUAAAUUAUUAAUUAGUCGGUCUAUACAUGUGUGUUGUGACGUCUUGAAAUAGCAUAUUUUUUUUUUGUUUUUUUUUUUUUUUUAUUUAUUUAUUAUUUUUUUUUUUGUUGUUUAUAAAUACUUGUUGUUAAUUUAUCUUAAUUAGACAUUAGCUAGUUGUGCAAAAGAAAAAGAUUUCAUAAUUAUAAUUCGUAUCGUUGUUGGCUACGUGUUUUUUAAUUUUUAAUUUUAAUUUAUUUAAAAACUGUGAAAUAACUAUUGUUGGUGAUAUUAUUGUGUUACUUAUGAAUUUAUUUAUUUAUAAUUUUUUUGUGUAAAUAUAUUUGGAGCUUAACCGGCGAACAACGUACUUGAAAUUGUAAAUCAUCCAAGCUGGAUAGGUUACCCGAGUACCUCCGCGAUACCGUGGACUGGUUUAUGGGGUGAGUUAUUAAUUAUUAUUUAAUUACAAAAAAAAAUAAUUAAACUUUUACUACUUUUAAAAUUAUUCCAAUAGAUCAAGUAUUAUUUUUUUUAUUCAACUUUUUGAGCAUGUUUGUAAUUAUUGUUAAAUUUUAUUUAAUUUGUUUUAAUCUCUCAUUAUUAUCAACAACAACAACAACAACAAUAAAGGUACAAUUUUUUUGCAACAAGAAAAAGUGAGAGUUGACAAAUUAUUUAAUUUAAAAAAUAAAUAAAAAAAAAACGAUGCAAUGGAUUAAAAAUUAAUAGCUUGAAUUAUUAUAUUUCAAAGUGAUACGUUUGUUUGCUUGGAAUUACGUCAUGCUGGUAGAAAUAAAUUGUCGAUUUUAUUUUUUCACGAUGGAAAAAAAAAAGAUGUCUCGUUUGUUGGCCUCUUUUUUUAGUACAUUUAGUGGCUCACUUAUCGAUCGUAAAGAAAGUGUUACGAAUGACUUGAAACUUGAUACACUUGUACAUCAAAAAAAUAAAAAAUUAACUUAUUCUUAAAAAUAGAGAUAAUAAAAUUGAUAAAAUGCGUAUGAAAAAAGAGGCUGAAAGAUUAUUUUUGGAGAGCACCACUAGUUGAAAUUGUAAAAAAAAAUAAAAAAAAAGCACCUGGUUAUUUUUGGAUUUAACCGGUACACGUGUCAACAUUUGCUCCAAUUUAAAAAGACAAAAAUUUAUCUUGAUAAUGAUAAUAAUAAUAAUAAUUUAACAGAUAAGAGAGAUAGGUAAAAAGUUGGUUGGCUUCAACUGCAUGUUGUUAAUUGCAUUAUAAUUUAUGUCUGGCUGCGUAGCACACACAUGUGAUCAAAUUAAAUAUCAAACAGGAAUAGAAACUUUAUAAAAAUAAAAAAAAAGAAGAAACAUUUUGUUCUUCACAUUAUCAGUGUAAUAGAGAGCUGAAAAUUAUUCAUUAAAGUAGUUUUUUAUUUAUCAUCAUAUAAUGUUUGGCCUUGGUGGAAAAAAAUUGUUUAAAUAUUCAUCAAUUAAUAAUACACUACCUCUUGAUGUUGAAGAUACUGUAACUUGUUUUUGCAGAAAAGCCCGAAGAAAGGAGAAAGAUGCAGGAACAACGGAAGAUCCAAAAUUAUAUUUGGAGGAAGCAGCACUUGAACGACAAUUACCAGAAUUGGAUUUGAGGAUGCUUGUUGAUUUACCACCAGGUCUUGAUUAUAAUGAAUGGCUUGCAUCACAUACACUCUCGUUAUUUGAUCAUACAAAUCUUAUUUAUGGAACGAUAUCAGAAUUUUGUACACCAACUGGAUGUCCUGAUAUGACAGGACCUGGUUUAAGAACUUAUUUGUGGUUUGAUGAAAAAGGAAAAAAAACAAGAGUUGCUGCACCUCAAUAUAUUGACUAUGUCAUGACAUUCACCCAACGUACUGUUAGUGAUGAAACAAUAUUUCCAACAAAAUAUGCAAAUGAAUUUCCAAGUUCAUUUGAAUCAAUUGUACGUAAAAUUUUACGAUUACUUUAUCAUGUUGUGGCGCACAUUUAUCAUUGUCAUUUUCGUGAAGUUGCACUAUUGGGUUUACAUGCUCAUUUAAAUUGUGUAUUUGCUCAUUUAACACUUCUUAAUCAACGCUUCAAUCUUAUUGAUACUAAAGAAACUGAAAUUCUUGGUGAUCUUGAAGCAGCACUUUUAGGUGAUUCAUCAUUGGGCUCUUCUAGUUCUGUGCCAACUACAACAAUUCAAGAUCCACCAAGUGCAACAACGUAGACUAAUUUGUUUGAUAUAUAGAUUUUAAAAUUAAAAAAAAAAUAUAUUCAAAUUUGCAGAUCAUGCGGUCUAGUGGAUAUAGCUAAAAAAAAUAAAACUUAAAUUAUUGUUUACUGUCGUUGCCUUGUCCACUUGCGAUAGUUUGCGUUAAUCAGAUAUCGAAAUGAAAAUUAAUAAAAUAUUAAUGAUAAAUAAUCAGGUCAAUCGAAAAUAAUAAAAAAAAAAAAAAAAUGAAAAUUAAUUCAUGUAGUACCUGUAAAUAACACAAUGAAGAAAAUCAUGUAAAUUAUUUUUUUUUUUCUUUUUUGUUUGCUAUUUGUGAGAUUGUACAUAAUUUAUUGACUAGACAAAAAAAAAUAAUGAAAUAAACUAAAAGAAGAAUUGAAAAGAGAUGAAAAAAAUAAUAGGAAAAAUAAUUUAUCGCAUGAAAGAGAUAGUGAGUGAUUGAAUGAACGAAGAUAGAUAAAAUUAUUGAUCAAUUAAUAAAAAUGUUAAAAAGAAAAAAAAACG